Molecule: messenger RNA, 1215 nt
Organism: Saccoglossus kowalevskii
Lineage: Eukaryota; Metazoa; Hemichordata; Enteropneusta; Harrimaniidae
Source: RefSeq, a predicted model, not a curated record
CCUUCCGUUAAACUCACGUUCUACGGUCGGUCUUAACCCUAGUUACAGCAUGGGGUGUUGUACGUCAUCUGACGGGGAGAAGGUUGAUACUUACCAGUGUGUGGAUGAUAUGCAAGAGAAUGCAAGAGCGACCUCUAUAGGCCGACUAGCAUUUAUUCACGAUACACAGCAGCUGUACAUCAGGGUUGAAGAUGGUUGGAAGAUAAUACAGCUUGGUGCAAUCCUGUCGUUACCACCGACGCCAAUGCCAACGGAAAAAACAGAAAAAAAGAAUAAGUCGAAUGGCGCCAACAAUAAGCCUGAUAAUACAACAAAGGUUAAAAAGGCGAAGACAAAGGAAAAGAAAGUUUCUAAACUAGAGAUCAAGGAAACUAAAGUCGCAGGUGUUGAUAAAAUGUUCAAGGAGGCCGUGGCGCCGUUCAACGGAGCAGUUGAACUCAAAGAACAGAUUGAUAAAACGAUUGAGACGUUCAAAGUUUCAACUGGGCACAAGAAAGAUGACAGUAUUAAGGUCAUCAUACUUGACUUGAAACGUAGAUACCCUGAUCUUUCCAUUGAGAUACAGGAUGGAUGUAAAUUUGUUCUCGAUUUCGGGUCCUAUGUUAAGGAAGAAGAUGGUGAUAAAGAUGACGAUGACGAUGGUGAUGACGUAGAGCGGGAGUUAAUCAAAGUGGAAAUUGAAGAAGAUAACGUCGUGAAAGCAUUCAGCGCUAUUGGAGAUUUGGGAGAAAAAAUGAUGGAUCUUUUGAAGAAGGCUAAGGAGUCGGCACAGAUUUUUGAGCAGUCUAAGGAGAUCACAGCUAUGGUGAAAGAUUCCGGUCUCAACGGCUUCCAGCUGGCGAAGGCGCUGAAAAACGCAGCAAGCAACAUCUCUGAGUUUAGAAAAGUGCCAUCGGUCAUAGACGCGUUGAUGAAAACAGUAUCGAAUCUUGUUGAAGAUGUGAAGGACACGAUUAAAGAGCUGAAAGGUGAAAUUGAAGUUGAAAUUGAAGUUGAAGAUGAAUAAAAAUGUGUGAACCCGUUCACGUGACCGCUACUUUGUAUCGAAUUUCUUUUCAAGAAUUCUCGCUGACAAAAUGUAUAUAUGUAUACAUUUCCAUACAUACCAUUAUUAAUUCGUGGACUCAAAUCUAGUUUAUGUACUGCGCAGUGAUUUGUACAAAAAGUACACGCAAAGUUCUAAAUAAUGCAUAGAAUACAUUGAAAUGUUUAAAA